AAAUGAAACCGUAUAUAUAGAAAACAACGUAGCUUUCAACUUCCAUCAUUCGUCCCCAGUCCCCACUUGGUCAACCAAAUUUCAAUCAAUUUAAGAUAGAAGAAGCAGAAAAAUGGAUUUGUUUAUGAUCAGAAAUGGAAAAUCUGCAGUUAAUUUGAUGUGUUUUGUGUUGGUUAUCUUCGGAGGUUCUGUUAAUGGCCGUCGAUUGCUGUCUCAGGCUAGACCAAAGCCUAGUAAUGCCGCCCCUUUUGCUCGAUGGUUGGUUUCCGAGAGUUCUUGGGGUGUUUUGAGCACCAUUGCAGAUGACUUGGGCGGAGCACCUUUCGGGAAUGUGGUUUCGUUUAGUGACGGCCUACCAAAGGAAGGCAGUGGCAUUCCAUAUUUCUACUUAACAAGUCUGGAUCCAACUGCACAGUAUGCGAUGAAGGAUCAUAGAUCUUCGUUCACAAUUAGCGAAUACCAGCUUGGAACUUGUGGCAAAGUAGACCCUGAAAACCCAACCUGUGCUAAAAUCACGCUCACGGGAAAGUUAAACUUGCUAGAUGCCAAAUCCGAGGAAGCCGUAACCGCUAAAAAGUCGUUAUUUGCCAAACAUGCCGAGAUGGAAGGCUGGCCUGAGGAUCAUAGUUUCCAGGUCUACAAACUAGAUAUCAAAGAUAUAUUCAUGAUCAAUUUCUAUGGCGGUCCUAAACCUCUCACCGUGGAUCAAUACCUCCAUUCGGGACUGAACGAAUUAACCGCUCUUAUGUGAAUUAUCGUCACAAUCUCACGUUUCUAUGAACUCUUCCCACCCUGCGAGCAUUAAUUCGAGAACCUGUAAAUCAUGUGUAACAUUUGUGUAAUAUAACGAUUCAAAUUCCCGAACAUAUGUAUGCUAAAUUCUUUUGAGACAAUAGUCUCUGUAAUCAUAUGGAAACAAUCGUUCUAUUAUUUGGGGUAAAAGACAGGUUAGUAUAUAUCCUACCACUCAAUCCCUACUUUUGAGUGAGAUAUGCAGGGUGAGUUCGGUUUGGCUGUAUUAAUAAGUAAUUUGUGGUGUCUUUGGUCAACUAUAGUGUUUAUGUAAGUACCUCGGCUUCAUUUGUU
Molecule: messenger RNA, 1086 nt
Organism: Cynara cardunculus var. scolymus (artichoke)
Lineage: Eukaryota; Viridiplantae; Streptophyta; Magnoliopsida; Asterales; Asteraceae
Product: protein CREG1
Exons: 6
Coding region: 113-751 (212 amino acids)
Source: RefSeq, a predicted model, not a curated record